CAACACUUGACGAAUUUUGCUUUUUAAAGUCGUUCUAUAUUCCACUCUGAAGAAAUUCAAGUCUAAAUAUUUGUCAAAUCUUAAACAAAUUCAAUCUACAUAGUCAAUUGACUCAUUUUCUACACCUCACUUUCUGACUACAUCCAACGUGCGAGCCUGACUUUAAUUUAUCAUAUUACCAAAAUGGUAGCUACUAUUACCGACCUGCCGACCAACAAAUCCCAAUCGGAUGUCUCCUUUUGGAUCGGCUGCCCGACGUCAUUGGAUAAAUCUCGACUCAAGAUUCGCGACAAAUUUUGUAGAGAACCAAACUAAUCCGCAAUAAGUCUAGCUGGUCCUUCUAUGCUCGUCGUAUUGCAUCCCCAGUUUCCUGGUUCGAGGGAUCAUCUUACCCAUGGGAUCGACCUCAGGCGGGGUUAUUGUCUGCACAAUGGACAAAGCAUUCAAUUCUCAAUGAUAUGAUCGCGGGGUUCCCUGCCGUGCAACCUUCUUUUCCUACCCAAAUUUAAGGCAGAAGGCAGCAGAAGCACAACCUUUCAUAGCUCGCUAUUCGAAUCGUUAGCUGGUGUCACCACGUUGCGUAACGAUAGGUAGAAGUCAAACAAACGACCAAGACCAACACGAUGCCUCCAGAAUCUCGAGGUGAUGAAACGAGCGCCGGCUCGGCUCAGCCGAGUAAGAAGGCGAAGCUUGGCCUUAUCGCUGGAGUCUUCGUUCCCGUCGUGAACAACAUCAUUAGUAUUCUUAUGUUCCUCCGAUUCGGUUCCAUCAUGGGUCGGAUUGGUCUACUUGGAAUGCUUGGUCUACUCGUUAUUGCCUAUAUCGUCGAUUUUAUCACUACUCUGUCUCUCUCCGCCAUAGCUUCUAAUGGGGAGGUUAAAGGAGGUGGCGCCUAUUACCUGAUUUCAAGAUCACUCGGCCCUGAGUUCGGCGGCUCCAUAGGCGUUCUGUUUUACCUUGCUCAGGUUGUAAACACAUCACUCAAUAUCGUUGGUCUCAUAGACUGUCUAAAGCUAAAUCUGGGCCCUUCGAUACCUCACGGCUAUUGGGAGAGUUAUGCUAUGCAGACAGUAGCUCUUGUGUUCUGCACAGCUUUGAGUCUCGCCGGGCGUGCCAUAUUUGUUCAAGCCAGUGGUGUCCUCUUCAUUGUACUCAUUUUUGCGAUUAUCAGCAUUCCUAUUUCGAGUAUCGCAGGAAGUCCGUUCAAGAAUGAUAUACUUGGAGUUGAAUUCACCGGGGUAAGCCUUGAUACGAUGAUUUCUAAUCUUUAUCCUCACAGAGCGAAUCCCGCGUAUCGAGGCGUCGACACGUUUAGGGAGCUGUUCGGUAUUCUCUUCAGUGCUACGUCCGGUAUCUUCGCUGGAGCAUCGAUGUCAGGGGACUUGGCAAAUCCAAGUAAAGCAAUCCCGAAAGGAACAUUAUGGGCUAUGGCAGGGACCUUUGUUCUCUACGUAGUCGUUAUCUUGUCGAUAGCGUCUAGCAUCACUCACCGUUCUUUCCUUCAAGACACGAAUAUCAUCUCUACGACCAACUUAUGGCCCCCAAUAGUACUCGCCGGAGAGUGUGCUACUACGUUCUUCUCAGCUUUGAUGGGAAUUAUCGGUGGUGCUAAACUCCUUCAAGCUCUUGGUCGCGAUAAACUCCUCCCGGGGCUAUCUAUAUUUGGUAAAGGCAACAAACGUGAUGAUCCUAUACUUGCGGUGCUCAUUACGUAUAUCAUCGCACAGGUCGCCCUAUUCGCAGACUUAAAUCAAAUCGCGACUUUCAUAUCUAUGGGCUAUCAGAUGACAUUUUUUGUUAUGAACCUAGCUUGUUUCUUACUGAAGAUAGGAUCAGCUCCUAAUUUCCGCCCUGCUUUCAAAUUCUUCGGUUGGCACACAGCCUUCGUGGGAAGCGUUCUUUCUGCUGCCGCGAUGUUCUUCAUAGACGAGACAUAUGCUGCUUGCGCUAUUUGCGUUCUCAUAUUUCUCUUUUUAAUUAUCCACUAUACUACUCCGCCGAAACAUUGGGGCGACGUCUCUCAAAAUUUGAUUUACCACCAAGUUCGAAAGUACCUAUUACGGCUCAAGCCCGAACACAUCAAAUUCUGGAGACCCCAGAUAAUACUGCUGAUUAAUGACCCUCGGCAUCAUACGCGACUUAUACAGUUUUGUAACUCUUUGAAGAAGGGAUCCUUAUAUAUUUUAGGGCAUGUGAUUGUGACCGAUGACUUUACUUCGGGCAUACAAGAGGCAAAGUUGCAGCAGUCAGCUUGGACUCGAUAUAUCUCGGAAUUCUCACGAAUUAAAGCUUUUGUCCAGUUAACAAUGUCGCCGACGAUCGUAUGGGGCGUGCGAAAUCUAAUCCUCUCUGCUGGUCUAGGGGGUAUGCGACCUAAUAUAGCUAUCUUGGGUUUUUACAACAUGGAUGAUUUACGGAAGUCUCGGCCUCUAUCUGGAAUACCUGAAGUACCCAACACGCCUACUAAAGCAAGGAUUGAAACCAAGAUCGAAGGGAAGGCGCCAAGGCGGCGGCGUGGAGACACAUCUGCUCGUCUUCUCGAAGGUUUCCUCCCAACCGACACUAUCCGAACGGAGGGCAUGAUGUCCGUUACAGACUAUCUAACAAUACUAGAAGAUCUCGCACUCCGUCAUCGCCUCAAUGUUGCCAUUGGCAAAGGAUUCCAAGCACUGGAAACCCCGCGCCGCGGUGGGGGCAACAUCAAAAAAUACAUUGAUCUUUGGCCUAUUCAAAUGUCGGCUGAGAUUACUGAUGGUGAUACAAGCGUGUGGACGACUAAUUUUGACACUUACACAUUGAUUUUACAGCUUGGAUAUAUCUUGCAAAGUGUCCCAGCAUGGAAAAGGGCGUUCAAACUCCGUGUCUCAGUAUUCGUCGAGUACGAGAGCGAAGUUAAAGAUGAACAAGCGAGACUAAAAGCUUUGUUAGAAAAACUACGGAUUGACGCUAGAGUCCGAGUAUUCUGGCUUGCUUCGGGGCAUCUACAAAGCUAUGAGACCAUUGUUAACGGCCGUGGCCACGACUCUGAAAUCGGAUUUGUCGUUAACGAAUUACUAAAAGAUGAUGAAUGGUGGCAAGAGCUUCAGAAGCUAAGGACCGACGCUCACAACUUGUCUCGAUCGCAGGAGCUUCUUUCGAUAGAAGAAAUGCUAAGCGUCACAAGACGCAGAGGCAGUUCCGUAUCGAAAUCCGACGCCCAUAAUAGCUUGCCUAAGGGGCUGGAUGUCGGCGAGUUGCUCGAUAAAUAUAAGAAACCGACAGUAUCUACCAUGGCGAAAUUCGGCGUCAACUUUGGUAUUCACACUCAACAGUUAAGCUCUUCAGCGCUAGGCCAUCGAACAAACAGUACUACGCCUGACUACAGCGAUGACGACAUUGAAUCUAUCGCAUCUUCAGACGUUGACUUUAACGAUGGUGCUAGUGUAGCGAGUGAUGAUGUCCAAGAGUCAACUUCAUUACGAAGGCCUAACCUAUUAACCUUCGCAGGUCGAAGAAGAAGUCACGGAGACGACUCUCGCGGAGUGGGACGAUUGGAUAAUAUAGGACAAUUACGUACAGAACGAUCAGGACGUUCGACUACAACUAGUUCUUCGGGUUAUGGCACAAUAACACCGUCGACAGCGCCGACAAUAAGACCGAUUUCUCCAGUCAAACGGACGCAGAGCUCAACUGGCCUCCUUAGCGCUACAUCAGAACUAAGCGACCCAGCGCCUGCAAAAGCCCCCUCGAGACCGACACUUUCGCGUAAUUCAUCGGCAAGCCGAUUUACUAGCAAACCAACACCGGAAACUACAAUCCUUGCCGAAGGUGAUACGGGACCAAGGAUUAUGUUUUCUAAGGAGGAAGAAUUGACAUCUCGGCCAAGGCGCCCAGCAUUGUCACGAAAUGCAUCUGCUGGUCCGUAUUCGAGCCGGCCCGUUCCAGAGACCAAAGUCGAACACGAAGAUGGUUUUGGGCCGCGCCUUAUGUUCGCCGAGCCCGAAGCUAGUACCUCCGAGCCCCUAUUGAAAUCGCGAAGGAGCUCAAAAUCACGCAGGAGCUCAUUAUCCCGGAAGGAGAAACCGUCGGAAGUACAACUCAAUAUACCAGAGCUAUUAGCAUCUUAUCAUCCUGGCGAACAACUAGACGAUGAUGCUCACUCAACAUACACAACACAGAGUCUACCUCUAUCGUUUAAUGAUUUGCCUAGCCGGGCGCAACAUUUAAUUCUUAAUGAACUCAUGCGUCAACACAGCAGCGAAACGGCUGUGCUACUUACGACUCUUCCGAUCCCCGAAGAGGGGACCUGCAAGAGUGAGGAGGCUAGUGUGAGAUAUCUCUCCGAUAUCGAAGUGCUUUGUCAUGAACUCCCGCCCGUUCUUUUGGUUUUAAGUAAUAACAUGACUGUGACAGUCAGCUUGUAACACAUGCCCGACUAAUGUUAGAGAAGGAUUAUUAUAUGGGUCAAGAUUGUAUAGGCAUUGAUAUUUUUGGAUACACGCACUAAGAUACCACUUUGAUUACAAGACGCAAUAGUAUAUCUACCUACGAUUUACACAUAGAUUUUUGACACCAAGUUCCAGGCAUGGAAAAUUUUGGUGUUCCCCUUACUAACACAUGAAUAGGGCAGAAAACAGCAUUUUGGAUCUUUACACCGACGCCUGACGGCUACCGCCUAUUGGACGAAGAUAACAUAUGUCAAGCAUACGUCUAGGGCGGCGUUGUUACGACCCUGGAUUGAUACUGACAUCCUUGUUUCUCAAUGACAUCAAUUCCAAACUAGCCAUUCAACGUCUAAAGAGAGGCUUUAACGGUUCCUGACUCUUUAAGAAUCACAAUGCAUUAAUUGACA
This is a messenger RNA of Hypoxylon trugodes, 4831 nucleotides long. RefSeq names its product amino acid permease-domain-containing protein. Gene Ontology annotation, molecular function: potassium:chloride symporter activity. The record is from RefSeq and is a predicted model, not a curated record. Gene Ontology annotation, cellular component: membrane. Gene Ontology annotation, biological process: chloride transmembrane transport; cell volume homeostasis; potassium ion homeostasis. The coding region runs from base 624 to 4403 and encodes 1259 amino acids. NCBI's taxonomy places the organism in Eukaryota, Fungi, Ascomycota, Sordariomycetes, Xylariales, Hypoxylaceae. The transcript is spliced from 4 exons.